This is a messenger RNA of Puccinia triticina, 1716 nucleotides long. RefSeq lists its product as uncharacterized. Gene Ontology annotation, biological process: protein N-linked glycosylation. Bases 1 to 1716 code for a protein of 571 amino acids. Lineage: Eukaryota; Fungi; Basidiomycota; Pucciniomycetes; Pucciniales; Pucciniaceae. Gene Ontology annotation, molecular function: GDP-Man:Man(3)GlcNAc(2)-PP-Dol alpha-1,2-mannosyltransferase activity. Gene Ontology annotation, cellular component: endoplasmic reticulum membrane. The transcript has 6 exons. The record is from RefSeq and is a predicted model, not a curated record.
AUGACCUCACUCUACCACCAGCUACCCCUACCCGUCUCACUCAUCCUCAUCAUCUCAUCAAUAUCCACGGCUGUCUACAUCAACCUCUUUCUAUCCAGAUUCAUCCUCCAGAGCUAUUCCGGCUUGCUCCGAAGACGAAAUCUGAAAAAUCGUGCACGAUUGCUCGCGCUGAUCGGAAUUAAGGAUGAUAAGAACUCAACUAAGAAACUAAUUGUCGGAUUCCUACAUCCCUAUUGUAAUGCUGGCGGUGGAGGCGAGAGGGUACUCUGGACAGCGGUCGCCCUCCAUCAACGAACUGAACCUGAUACGAUAUGUGCCAUCUACACUGGUGAUCUGGGCGUCUCCAAGCACGACAUAAUCGAAAAAGUCAAGAGUCGCUUUGGAAUCAUUCUUGAUCCCGCUGCGUUGCUAUUGGUCCCCUUGAAAACCCGCUAUCUCGUCGAAGCAUCUACAUGGCCUCGAUUCACCUUAUUAGGCCAGUCUCUCGGAAGUCUCGUCUUGGGUCAUGAAGCUCUUUCUGCUCUCACACCAGACAUUUACAUCGAUACGAUGGGCUAUGCGUUCACCUUUCCUGUCUUUCGGCUGCUCACCGACGUACCAAUAGGUGCCUACAUUCACUACCCCACGAUCAGUAAUGACAUGCUCAAACGAGUCUCGAGCAGGAAUUCGGCCCAUAACAACAGUUCCACCAUCAGUAAUAGCCUGGCCCUAAGCUAUGCCAAAUUAGUCUAUUAUAUUAUCUUCGCAGAGCUUUACUCACUUUGCCUCAGACAGGCUCAUCACCUCAUGGUCAACUCGAGUUGGACAAAAAAUCACAUCGACCGGCUACUCAAGCCAUGGAUAUAUCGACAUGAGGAAGACGCAGAGGAAACUGAAGAAACUGCCAAAGAUUGGACUAGAUCUUCGAAUCCACCUCAAUCCUGCGAGUCCCAGAAACUUGAUGGCCUUCGUUUACGGAUCCCUGCUUCCGAUCCUUCAGCUGAAAAUGGCCAGAAUAAAACGAUCAACAUUCCGACCAAAAAGAGGAAAUUCGACCAGGCGACUGUGGUUUAUCCUCCGUGUGAUGUUCAAAGCUUUGUUGAUUUCCCGAUCUCCCCACGCACGUCAACAAUCCUUUCAAUCUCCCAGUUCCGACCAGAGAAAGAUCAGGCAACACAGAUCGCAGCAUUUGCACGAUUUUUCUCGUCUUUGGAAGCCGAUGAUCCUCGACGAACAGAGAUCAAAUUGGUCCUGGCAGGCAGUUGCAGAGACGAUGCGGACCAAAAACGGGUCGAUCAGUUGAAACAGUUGGCCCAACAACUCGGCCUCGCUGGGGCUGUAGAAUUUAGAGUCAACAUCAGCUGGGAUCAGUUGAAGGAUCUCUUGAGGAACUCCUUGGUUGGUAUUAGUACCAUGGUCGACGAACAUUUUGGGAUCAGUAUCGUCGAAUUCAUGGCAUCUGGUAUGAUUCCAUUAGUCCAUCGCUCAGCCGGUCCAUUACUCGACAUUGUCGUUCCGCUGGCUCAAGACUCGAGCCAAGAGGGAGAAACAUGCACCGGAUUCCAUGCCGAUGGCGUCGCUGAAUACGCGAAACAGCUCAACCACAUCUUCCUAUCCCUCAACGCUGUCGAGCGCGCCAAGAUCCAAGCCGCCGCCCGCCAACUUGCACUCCGUAAGUUCGGCGUCGCUCAGUUCGAGCUCGCUUGGAUCACCUCGUUCCGCCAAAUUCGCCGAUAA